Molecule: messenger RNA, 4342 nt
Organism: Eubalaena glacialis (North Atlantic right whale)
Lineage: Eukaryota; Metazoa; Chordata; Mammalia; Artiodactyla; Balaenidae
Product: ATP-dependent RNA helicase DDX3X-like
Exons: 17
Coding region: 31-2013 (660 amino acids)
Biological process (GO): gamete generation; cell differentiation
Cellular component (GO): P granule; nucleus
Molecular function (GO): ATP binding; RNA binding; RNA helicase activity
Source: RefSeq, a predicted model, not a curated record
GAGACCGGGAGUUCCCGCUUCUCUUCAGGCAUGAGUCAUGCGGCGGGAAACGAGCUCGGGCUGGACCAGCAGUUUUCUGGUCUAGACCUGAACUCCUCUGAUAAUCCGAGUGGAGGAGGAAGUACAGCAAGCAAAGGGCGCUAUAUACCUCCUCACUUAAGGAACAGGGAAGCAUCUAAAGGAUGUUAUGAUAAGAACAGUUCAGGGUGGAGUUGUAGUAAAGACAAGGGUGCCUACAGCAGUUUCGGGUCUCGAGAUUCAAGAGGAAAGUCCAGUUAUUUCAGUGAUCGAGGAGGUGGAUCAAGGGGAAGGUUUGAUGAUCGUGGACGGAAUGACUAUGAUGGUUUUGGCAGUCGUGGUGACAGAACUGGCUUUGGCAACUUUGAACGUAGUGGACACAGUCGUUGGUGUGACAGGUCAGAUGAAGAAGACGAUUGGUCAAAACCACUUCCACCAAGUGAACGCUUGGAGCAGGAACUCUUUUCUGGAGGAAACACUGGGAUUAACUUUGAGAAAUAUGAUAAUAUACCAGUAGAGGCAACUGGCAAUAACUGUCCUCCACGUAUUGAAAGUUUCAGUGAUGUUGAGAUGGGAGAAAUUAUCAUGGGUAACAUUGCGCUUACUCGUUACACUCGUCCUACUCCAGUGCAGAAACAUGCCAUUCCUAUUAUUAAAGGAAAAAGAGACUUGAUGGCUUGUGCCCAAACAGGAUCUGGAAAAACUGCAGCAUUUCUUUUGCCCAUCUUGAGUCAAAUUUAUACAGAUGGUCCAGGCGCGGCUUUGAAGGCUGUGAAGGAAAAUGGAAGGUAUGGACGCCGUAAACAAUAUCCAAUCUCCUUGGUUUUAGCCCCAACAAGAGAAUUGGCUGUACAGAUCUAUGAGGAAGCCAGAAAAUUUUCAUACCGGUCUCGAGUUCGUCCUUGUGUGGUAUAUGGUGGUGCUGAUAUUGGUCAGCAGAUUCGAGACUUAGAACGUGGAUGUCACUUGUUAGUCGCCACUCCAGGACGCCUGGUGGAUAUGAUGGAAAGAGGAAAGAUUGGGUUAGAGUUCUGCAAAUACUUAGUGUUGGAUGAAGCUGAUAGGAUGCUGGAUAUGGGGUUCGAACCUCAAAUACGUCGUAUAGUUGAACAAGAUACUAUGCCACCAAGGGGUGUCCGCCACACCAUGAUGUUUAGUGCUACUUUUCCUAAGGAAAUUCAGAUGCUUGCUCGUGAUUUCUUGGAUGAAUAUAUAUUUCUGGCCGUAGGUAGAGUUGGUUCUACCUCUGAGAACAUCACACAGAAAGUAGUUUGGGUAGAAGAGGCAGAUAAACGGUCAUUUCUGCUUGACCUCUUAAAUGCAACAGGGAGGAAUUCACUGACUUUAGUUUUUGUGGAGACCAAAAGGGGUGCUGAUUCUCUGGAGGAUUUCUUAUACCAUGAAGGAUAUGCUUGUACCAGUAUUCAUGGAGACCGAUCACAGAGAGAUAGAGAGGAAGCCCUUCACCAGUUUCGCUCAGGAAAAAGCCCGAUUCUAGUGGCUACUGCUGUGGCAGCAAGAGGACUAGACAUUUCAAAUGUGAAACAUGUUAUCAAUUUUAAUUUGCCAAGUGAUAUUGAAGAGUAUGUACAUCGGAUUGGCCGUACAGGACGUGUAGGAAACCUUGGUCUUGCCACCUCAUUUUUCAAUGAAAGAAAUAUAAAUAUCACAAAGGAUUUGUUGGAUCUUCUUGUUGAAGCUAAACAAGAAGUGCCAUCUUGGUUAGAAAAUAUGGCUUAUGAUCACCACUAUAAGGGUAGCAGUCGUGGACGUUCUAAGAGAUUCAGUGGAGGAUUUGGUGCCCGAGACUAUCGACAAAGUAGCAGUUCUGGCAGUUCUAGCUUUAGUAGUAGUCAUGCAAGCAGCAGCCGCAGUGCUGGAGGUGGUCAUGGCAGCCCCAGAGGAUUUGGUGGAGGUGGCUAUGGAGGCUUCUACAAUAGUGAUGGAUACGGAGGAAAUUGCACCUCUCAGGGGGUUGACUGGUGGGGCAACUGAAUCCGCUUCACAGCAAAGUCACCCUUUUGAAAAAGCUAAUAUGGAAACCAUAUGUAACUUAACCAGACUAGACCGUAUAGCUUCAAGAACUAGCAGUACAUUACCAACUGUGAUUCUCCUGAAAAUUCAAGGGGGCUCAAAGCCAAAGGAAGAAAAGAAAGGAACAAUCAACAACCCUAUUAAGAAGUUGCUUUGAAAACUUAAUUGCUGUAGUUUGGAUUAACUCCCCUCCUGCUUAUUUCCAUCCCAAACUGCAUUUAUAAUUUUGUGACUGAGGAUCAUUUGUUAAUGUACUGUGACUUUAACUUUAGGCAACUUAUUAUUUUGAUGUCCUGUUGGCUCAGUAAUGUUCUAGUUUUCAAUUGUUUUGACAAAAUAAAUCCACUGAACUUGGGCUAAAAUCAAACCUUGGUGCACAGGUGUGAUACAACUUAACAGGAAUCAUCAAUUCAUCCGUAGAUAUUAUAAAGAAAAAAUCUUGGAUGGUAUCCUGCAUUAGGACUUUUUGAUAACUUGCAGAGUGGGGAGGAAAACAUCUUACAGCAGAAUUAGUUUCUAAUGUGGCAGCCUGUACUAAGUUGAAGUUCUGACUUGCUCACUCUAUCCUGGAUAGGCACUUGUAAUCUUUAAAUAAGCCAUUCCAGUCAUGAUGAGGUGGCAUGUAUGAGUACAUCCAUAUGUUUUUCAAAGCACUCUUCGAAGUUAAUGCAAGUAAAUAUAGCAGUUCAUCUAUUAAUGUUUAGGUUAUUCUAAGCUAGGCAAAUGUGGGCGUAUUAUAGGAAAAGUUUAAAAGUUUUGAUAACAAGUGUUUAGGGGAAAUUUUAUCUAAUUAGAUGUUUUUAAUGCCUGCCAUAAAUGAAAUUGAGAUGGUAAAAUGGCUGACCAUGCCAGUGACCAGUCCUUUUAAGGACCUGCUUGGAUUUUGGUCUUCAUGCUAGUGUUGAUGUUUUUUGGUCAAGAGGAUAUGAGCAGGAGGGAUUGUGCAGCAGGCUUUUAUUUUAAUGCAGAUUCUCUUUAUUCUGUUUAGGCUGCGUUGAAAUGUUAAAAUGACUUACACUUGUAGAGUUUGUAAAUCGGAGUAGCAACAAACUCUGAAAUCCUUGAGAUCACACAGGUUGGAAAUAUGUACUAAACUGCACAAGGUGUUAUUUCUAUAUAGUGCAGUUUUAAUGUGUUUUAGUUGCAUAGGUUUCCAUUGUAUUUAUAGUCACUUUCUGCUAAAUUUGGCCAAAGAUGAUUGUUCACCAACUAAAAAUGCCUCUGCCACUUGGAAUUCUGUGCCGAUUUUGUGGUUGGAAUAUAGUGAUCUUUAUAGGCUAAUAUUUACAAUGGCUUCAGAAGGCAAAAAUUUCUUAAAGUGCAAUAGAUUUUCAAGCAUAUUGUGCCUUGUUCUAAAACUUUAUUGUAGGUGCACUUGACAGUAUUGAGGUCAUUUGUUACGGUGCUAUUUCAACUAGUAUAGAUUUAGACUCUUGUACAUUUUGCCCAUAAAUUUUUACAAAAUACUUAUUUUAUUGCACGUUCAGAGAAUUUUAUAUAUAUGUCUUGUGUGCGUGUCCUUAAAUUUCCAAUCUUUGUCUCUUGGAAAUUGUUGAACACAGCGUGGUAAGAACUAGAUUCUAAAAUUUUAUUUGGGACCAUGGAAUGAUAGUUGAGAAGAAACUAUUUGCACACAACAGACUGUAGAUACUUUUUGCUGCUAGUUUGUGUAAUAUUUAUUGAACAUUUUGACAUGUAUUUAUUUUUGUAAGCCUAAAAGUGAUUCUUUGGAAGUUUAAAGAAACUUGACCAAAAGUACAAAAACACUGGCACUUGAAUGUUGAAUGUCACCGUAUGUGAAGUAAAAUUUUUCAGGGUAGUGUGAGCUUUUAAUGUUAAGUCCUAUUAAACUUGAGUCAAAUUAAGCAGACCCAGCAUUGGCAAUGUAGGUAGCUGUAGCUUUCUGACAAAAUUUAAGGCAAAAUUGGCAACUUGAAAUUACAACAUGCCAAGGUUUUGAUACAUUUGUCUUAAAAUAUUAACGAAACACUUCUAAACACUGAUACGAAGUGUCCACACUUUCAAAGGUUCUCAGAGUUUUAUUUAGUACAUACUUUGUUUUGUUUGAUUUUCAGUGUCUGGCAAAUUGUAGUUCUCAAACGUGGUUAUCUUUGUGUAUUGCCAUAAUAAGUGACUUUUACAUUCAGUUUUGUCAGCCAGCAAUAUUUUCAGUAAAUAAGAAUAGAAUUAAAUUUGCUGAAUGUAAACAUCGAACCUCAAGUCACUGUAAGUUUAGUAAUUGCUUAAAGUAUUAGUUUUAGGUGCUAGCACUGCAUGUGCUGUGUUUUUU